This is a messenger RNA of Chara braunii, 7205 nucleotides long. The record is from the annotation of a GenBank genome assembly. NCBI's taxonomy places the organism in Eukaryota, Viridiplantae, Streptophyta, Charophyceae, Charales, Characeae.
GGGGUCCUCUGUCCCAUCGUCUCUUAUAACAGGAAGAUUGAAGUCGAAGGUGGUUGGCCAAGAUGCCAGAAGAGAUGGCGGACGGUGGGAGGAAGCUUGUGACGCUCGAUGACCUCAUCGAUGCCCUGGACAAGCGCGAGAGGGUGCCAAGCAAUGUCCCAAAAGUCGAGACAUUCCACUUCAAAGGGGAUCGGGUAUCUGAUUGGCUGGAUCUGACAGAGAAGGCGUCGGUGGGACUGUCAGAUGAGGUCAAGCUCCAGGGGGUCCUGAGGUAUGUCUUGCACAGUCACCAUCGGGAAGUAACUAAGGUUGUGGACGCAGCCAGUGGCAGUUGGGCAAAGUUUGGAGACCUAAUGCGAAGGAAGUAUAGGCUGGGGGACGGCCUGUUGACCAUAGCCGACUUGGAGGCCAUGAACAAAGAAGACUUCUCUACCAUUGGGGCGUUUGUGCACGAGUUCAAGAAAAGGGCGAGGAAAGUGCACGGGAUUUAUGAGGAGGCGCAGUGCGCCACAUUUUUGGGGCUGCUUUCAGGCUCGGAGGCCAUAGAGCUGACGAAGCAUGGGGAAGGAAGCGAGAGGCUCACCUGGGCGACCAUUGACAAGGGAGUGGAAGAAGGGAGCCUGGACCAGGUGGAGCAGCACCAAAUGAGGUUGCGAAGGCACAAGAGGAAGGAGAGGGAUGCUACUGCAUCCGGGACCCCAGGGGUGAAGAGAAUAGUCACGGACGUGUUGGUGGCACUGGGGUAUGAUAGUGAGGCAGAACUACAGAAAAGAGUGGUGGCAGUGGCCCAAGCCCGGGCGUCAGGAGUAGGAGAUGAGGAGGCAGGGCGAGAAGACUACGGCGGAGGGGAGACGGGCUCCCAAGCCCUGACUAAGGCCCAGAGGAAGCAACGUAAUCUGCUACUGGGGGGACAGGGAUCAGGGAAAGGGCAGGUUCCCCAAGCCCUUGCCGCACCACCACCUGUCGCCGCGGCCGCCACAGAGCCCGCGCCAGCCGGAUCAUCGCACAUGGGGCCGCCGCCAUCUUGUGGAUACUGGGUGCCGCAUUGCCAAUCUACGCCCUGGCCCAGUUGUAACCACUGCGUCUCGUGUGGAAGGAGUCAGGCCCACGCGGGGCACAUGGCCCCCUAUUCAGGCCCAUCCGCAAGUAUGGGCCCCUCGAGCUACCCGGCGACUCAAAGCCAGCCCGUGACUCAACCGCCGUCCUCCCAGCAGGCCUCGCAAGCUAGUGUGGCCGGGGGAGGAGGCCAAGGACAAGGCGGGCAGGGCAAUGGGGGCCAGGGCCAAGGAGGUAGAGGAGGGGGCGGCCGGGGGCGAGGAGGAAAUGGUGGAGGCCGUGGAGGAGGCUGGAAUGGUCAAGGGGGUCAAAACCAGGAUGGCCAAGGUAGCCAGGGAGGGGGUCAAGGGUAUGGGAGGCCCCGCUUCGACUGGCGGAGCGCAACUUGUUGGCAUUGUGCCGAGGUGGGCCACACCGUACGAUUCUGCCAACAGCGGCGGGGCGACGAAAAGGCAGGAUUAAUCUUCACCUGUAUGGACGGGGAUAUAUACGACCGGUGGGGAACGCACAUUGACCCCAAGACCCCGGGAGGAAUCAGGCAGGAAGCCCUUAGGCGGGCAGCGGCCGGGCCUCUAGCAGCCCCGACAAUGUUCAGGAUAUGGCAGGAAAGGCAAGACCCGGGUGUAAGAGUCGAGGAGAUUGUGGACGAAAAUGAUGAAGUGACCCAGCAGCCGAAGGCGGGGACUAUAAAGGAGGAGCCUAUAGUUGUUGAGUCCGACGAUGAGGCGCAGGAGGUGGUGAGAGAGUCAGCCUCAACCAUCCUAGAGAGGAUGGAGGACCUGCUUGCAAAGGUCGGCAGGUAUCAGGAAUGGCUAAGGGCAAUGUGUGAAAAGGCCCGAGAGUGGGAAAUGAGCCUCCCUGAAGUGAUGCUCUAUGGGUCCGGCCCGGAGUCAUCGUCGGGACCGCAAGGGUGCCCAAGUGUGGCUACGGCUGGGACAGGUCCUAGGUCAGGGAUGACCUUCAGGCCCCCUACGUCGCAUGGAAGGGUACCACAGGCCGCGCAGACUAGGGGCCAAAGCAAGGCUACCGCCAGUCAGGUGCCUAGCCAGGCACCUAGUCGGGCGCCUCCUCGAAAGGAGCCUGAGCCUGAACGAAGGAAAGAAGUGGUGGAGGUUCAAGAAGAGGAAGAUGAGGGUGAUGACGAAGAGGACGAGAAUCUCCGGCAAGAGAAGGACCGGAGGGCGGAGCAGAGGGCCAAGAAGAGAGGGGCUCAGGGAGGGAUGGAGCCAAGCCUGCAUGAUGGCGUGCCAAAGAGGAAAAGGUACGCAGUUCGACUUGAGGAAGGUUUUGACGUGGAGCGAAUGGUGGACAAACUCCUGGAGGGCCAUAACGAUUUGAUGAACUUAAAGGACAUUUUGGCGUCGGCACCAAGGCUCCGUGGCGAGCUUAAAGGGCGGCUCUCGCGAAGGUUAAUGCCCAAUGUCCACCUGAGCUCAAUUCUGCCCAGGGAGAUAGAGUGGACAGAGGCGGGCACCAGGAUGGACUGGAAAUGUGUGGCAUGUGGGUUGGUGGACCUGAAGGUGAGGGACCAACCGAGCAUUGCAAUGGUGGACACGGGCGCGGAGAUGAAUAUCAUCCGGGAGCGGGACGCGACCAUGUUGGGGCUGGAGGUCGACCAUUCGGACCAUGGCGUGUUACAUGGCGCCAACUGCAAGGCCAUUUUCUGCGGCACCACGUCUAAUGUGAUGGUAGAGAUUGGGAGAGUAAGGGCGCGGACGUGCUUCUUCGUCAUGCCCGACGUCGACGACCCUAUUCUUUUGGGGAGGUCGUUCCUCUGCGGAACGGAGACCGUGGUCUUCAACAUGUAUGAGGGGACGAUGAUCCUGGCUCUAUCUGAUCCGGCUUGCGGAAACUAUGAAAUCAUCAAGUGCCGGAACACAGGGCCCGGAAGCGGAAGGAACAGGCUCAACCUCGGCUCCUUUACCUUCGAGGAGUUUGAGUACGCGCGACGGAGACUCCGGGAGGAGCAAGAGGAGGAAGGAGCAGGCGAGGUGUUGUCCUUGAGCCUUAACGAUGUGAAUAAGGCAAUGGAGGUGGUGGUGGCGCAUGAUAUGGCAGACCCCGAGGCCAUAAAGGCGCGGUACAAGACUAUAGACAAGAGGUGCCGCCCGGUCCCCGUGCUUGUCACGGAGGAUGAGGAAGCCUACUAUGAGCGGGAGCGAGGACUGAUAAGAUGUAUGCAGGAGCGCUCGCAGGCAGGGUCGUGCCGCAUCAAUAAUGAGAAUGAGGAAGGGCUGAUAAUUGGCGAGCCCGAGUUCCUUUCGCCCCAGGAAAGGACCCUGAUGGUGGAAACCAUGAAGAUGAGGCAUUGCGCGUAUGCGUUUAAUGAUGACGAGCGUGGGAGGUUGGACGUGGAUAAGAUCCCAAUGAUACGAAUCCAUACCGUCCCACACGAGCCAUGGAACCUGAAGGGCGCGCGGUAUCCGAAUCCGGAUGAGGAGAAGAAGGUGGUGGAUUACUUGGAUGGGAAGAUGAGGACGUAUGUGGCAGAUUACUCCAGUGGACCGUAUGCUUCCCCCUGGUUUUGUUUUAUCAAGCCAAACGGAACGCUACGGUGGGUGCAGGAUUUGCAACGAUUGAAUGCAGUGACGGUGCGGGACGCGGGAGGGUUACCGAACACGAACGCCCUGUCAGAGUCAUGCGCAGGAAGGCCUGUAAUCUCACUUAUAGACCUUUACUCUGGGUAUGACCAGUUUUCUGUAUACCCACCGGAUAGGCCAGUGACGGCAAUGCAUACGCCAAGGGGGCUGAUCCACAUGAACGUGGCACCUCAGGGGUGGACUAAUGCAGUGGCAAUGGUGCAAAGGCACAUGAUUAGGGCCAUGCAGACAGUUAGUCCACAUAUCACUCAGCCCGACAUUAACGACUUGGCGGUCAAGGGUCCAAAGGAGAAGGAGGAAGACGAAGUGAUGCCAAGAGUGAGGCGGUUUGUCUCGAAGCACGUCCAGGAUAUCGAUCAGGUUCUGGGUCUGCUGGAAAAACACAACCUGACGGCGAGUGGCCCCAAGUCGAAGCAUUGCAUGAGGGAGGCCACGAUUAUGGGCUUUGUCUGCAACGAGAAAGGGCGGAGGCCAGAUGUAAAGAAGACGGACAAGAUCCUGGAGUGGACUACCAAGUAUGCGUCAGCCACGCUAUGGUACGGAAGGCAUGCCCCCUUUCCCAUAGAAAGCUUCAUGAAGACGUGGAGGUGCCAGGAUCUGGAAGUGGACCUGUCCUUUGAGGAGCUGCUCGAUAUACGAGCACGGCAGGUGUGGGCCGUUGAAGAAAGGCUACGAGAGGCUGCUGGUCAGGUGGAGAGAAGUCGCAUGGAAGACAAGAUGAGGUCUGAUUUUUCGACGGCAGUCAUGCAGAGGGGUGGGAGGGACACAUGGCCACGCCAGGGGCCCCAGGGGAUGGAGGGAAGGGGCGAGCAGCACGAGCCGCAUAGGAGGGAGCCUACGCCUGAGUUUGAUGAUGACAACAUUGAGCUCUUCUUGGACGUAUAUCGGGACCAUGCGGCAGAGAGAGGGUGGUCAAUGGCGGAAAGGAUUCACCACUUGAGGGGCAUAGGGCGAUUCGAGGAGCCUUUCGCUCAGAUAUGUGAGGAGACCCUGACUUGGCCAGACGUGGASGCCGGGAUGCAGAGGUUGAGAGUUUCCCCUAGGGGGCGUGAUGGCAUGCCCAUUCGAUUGGAGGAGGGGAAUGCUGAUGAGUUCAUCCCCGCAUAUGAGCACUACAUGUUGAGUCUGGGGGUUGCGCAGGGGGAAUGGGUGCAGGCCCUACUUAUCUGGACGAGGCGGGCAGAGAAGCAGGCGGUCAAGCAAAUUCAGGAGAGGGCUCGAGACUGGGAGGACUGUCAGGCCCAGCUUAGGAGGGCGUUCGGAUGGCCACAACACGAGAGGCACGAGCCCAGAGUUGAGAGGCGGCGGCGAAGCAAGAGGCCAAGGGAACCGGCACCGAGAGAGGCGGGGCUGGCCAGAGAGGGACGGGGAGCCCCGGCCCAGCGGGAGGAUGAGCCAGUAGAGCCCGCAUUGGCAAGGGAGUCGUUCCCUGCUUGUGGCCUCAGGGCGGUUGAGUUUCGGCGGAUUACGAGCGAGGAGUUAAGGCCGCCCUCGCCAUUGCCAUCAACGCAGGAGCUAGACAUACCAAGAGAGACGCCGUUCCGAAGCUUGGCGACGCAUCUCGAUGUAUCCCAAUGGGAGGCCUCACGGCUGGGAGAGGGCUCAGUUGAGCCGGCGUGCUACGUGCCAUUGGAGGAGCCCCUCGACCCUGAGAUGGAGACAGACAUGCGAGACCGAGAGGAGCCGCAGGACCUUGAGAUGGCAGCCGAGCGGCCGGAUCCAGUACGACCUCAGGGGAGAGAGGUGAUCACGGUUGGGGACGAUACCCCUCCAUGCUCCCCAGCUCCAGAGCCAGCACAGCGUUCAUGGCCAGAGGGGAUUCCUGAGCCAGGCAGCGAGGAGAUCCCGGAGUUUCCCCCCAAGGCCACCACUAUACCUGAGCAGGAGGCAGAGGCGGAGAACCAGGGUGUGUGUCAGAGAGCGAGGAUGGAGGCGCUCCUUGACUUGCCCUCGGCCACGCAGGCGACCAAGAGCUCGGAUAUCGAGGAGCCCGUUUCAGCAGAGUUACCGCCAGUAGUACCGCGCGCGAGCACAGGGAUGGAGGCGGAGGCGGAGGCGUCGACUCCAGGAGACCAGGGGCCGCGAAUGGGAGGAACCCCAAGAGAGACCCGCAAAGAGAAACAGGCUGAGAUGGAGGCGGCGGGGAUAGAGCCGACACCGCCGGUCGAGCCCAAGACGAGUGAGCAGAGGAUCGACGAGUUGUGGGCUAGGUAUGAGAGCCAGAGGGAUGCAGCCCGCCWGAGGUCACGAGAGGCRGGACAGGCGGACGAGRAGAYGAGUGAGUUGAGAGAGAUGGGGGACUUGGGGUUCUCCGCGACCAGGCAGGCGAUUGAGCGCAUGGAUCGGAGGGUAUGCGAGACGGCAGUCACAUCCUUYCAGUGGUAUAAUCUACUCARCAAUGAGCUCAKRGUUAAGGAGUUGGAGGUGGAGCACCUGACUACKCAGCUUGCCGAGGAGAGGGCGAGGAGYAGGGCUAGAGAGGUUGASUGGGAGAGGAGAUUUGKGGAGAUGGCGGCCGCUGUGGRUAGGCUCUCGGCAGCCURGGAGGCUAGCCAGAUGGGGCGAGCCGGUGCCGAUAGCCAGGGCCGAGGGGUGCAGGCUUCGCCGGGUCAGGGAGCAGCGGUGGAGGUCCCUCGACAAGCCGAGCCAAUGGAGGAGGCGCCCUUGGACGUAGUCGAGAAGGAGAGUGGCGCGCAGGAGUCGCUUAUGGCUAUGUCCACGGAGAGGAGAGGUUCGCGCUUGCAUGAGCUGGCGGCAGCCAUGGGGAUAGGCACUCCACAGGAGGGGCCUCAGGGACUCGACGCUCCAGAGCAUGCCCCGAGGUUGGGGGAGUUGAGGGCGGAGUUGGGCUCCUGGGCCACGGGGACCGACUCAGGAGGGCCUGACUCGCGACGGCAACAGCAGCAGGAGGUCAUGAGUGAGCCCGCCGCUAUGGGGGGCUCUCAACCGUCAAGAGUAUGUAGGGAUGAGGCGAUGAUGACAGAGAGGGCGCAUGGAGAGGGACCCCGAGAGUUGGAUACGCCAGAGCGCGGGCCAGGGAGUGCGGCUGCACGAAGGGGUGGAGGUGCUGAGGCUAUGGAGCCCGGACCUCAGGGGCAUGUGGGGUUGCCCUCGUGUCAUGAGGUGACUACUGAGACCAUGGGGACGCCUUCGGCAUCGAGUUUGCAGGGGAGAAAGAAGAAGACUGCUAGGUGGCAUGAUACCUCCUGUUUCUGGUACAAGGAGGGAGGGCAUAGAGGCGUGGACUGUCCAGAGCUCCGUGAGGAUAAGGUCGAGGGGCGAGUUGCGGAGGUCGACGGCAAAUUUUAUGACAGACAAGGCAGGAUAGUGGAGCGAGCUCCAGAUGGGGGCAGGGCUCAGUUAUAUAAGCAGAACGAGGAGGAAUUGUGUAAGUAGGGACCGGUCUGUCUAUAUAUUGGUAGGACUAGAGAUCCUUGACUCACACAGGGUGGGGUUAGGGGUGUACAUAUCUUGAGUCAGUCGAGCGGGCCCUAGAUGUGUGUGUACAUAGGAGUGGUGGGAAACUCGUAAUGAACCUGUCAGGCCGCU